AUGGAUUCAUUUCAAGCUUUACCUGAGAAGGAGCGUAAGGUCCUUGCAAUAGCUUGGCGUGCAAUGAACCUUGGCUCGAAUGUUAAGGCUAGUCACCCUUCUAAGAAAGAUUUGGUUAAUAUGAAUAUUCCAUUGCUGUGCGACACUUUGAGUACUCCUAAUAGCAAAUUAGCUUUGAGAGUUACGGCUCAACUAUUGGUUGGUAUUGUAAAAGUAUUACAGCAUCAACAUUACUGUGUGUAUGAGGAUACAGUUCAACUUUGGACAAGGAUAUGCAGGGAGUCUGCUUUGAUGACUAUAGAAGAUAUUGACAUGCCUCUGGCAACAGCUAGACAAUCUAGUAUCACGUUUAGUGAGAGAGAGUUUGGUCAAUUGGGAAUAGACUACAAAAAUUCAGUUUUCAGUUUGCUUCUUAGAUAUGAGCCUUUCCCCCAGCAAGAUGAAGAGUAUAUUUGUGCAGAUCAGGAGGUUAGCAGGCCCGAAUAUGAAGAUCAAACAGUGUCACAGAUGAAUACAAGUGCGGCACAAGAACCUUCUAGACUGUCUGUCUCCUUGGAAAGCGAUCCCUUGAGAACAGAUGCAAUGGAAAUUGAUAUAUUGGAUCAAGAGCCGUCUAUCCCGCAAGAUUAUCUUUAUGAAGGGGACCAUUAUUAUCUUGACCAGCCAGAGCCACCCACAAGUUCCAUAAACAGUAUAUCUGAGCAUCAAGCUACUGUAUUGCCUUUAGAGAUAGGAAGAUUUUCCAGGGAAGCAGCCGAUAUCUUGACGGAUAUCCGUAGUCCAAUAUCAAGGCGGCGUUCUACAUCGACAGGAAGCACUUUCUCAGAACAAGUUGCUCCCUUUGAUAUUCCAGAAAUUGAGUAUAAUCCCAGACAAGCUAGCGAAGGCUGGGACCAGAGUACAACAGAUACUGAGAACAAUCCUGCACUUGUACCUCAACUCCUACACAAUUUACCAGUCCCUCGGUUACGACAAAGAACAUCGGUUCGCUCAUCCACAAUAUUACUACCCCUAGACUUUUAUGAAAAAUCUCGACUCAAAACACUUGGUUUUGGAGAUCAAAGGCAAACACAUAAAGUAUGGAUCUUUAUUGAGAUGAUUAGGUUGGCAAUAAUUGCUUAUUUUGACCCCUUCUAUUUGAUCCGUAUAAUUGUAUGCACAGUUUCUACUCCUCUCCACAGUUUACUAAACCACGAGAAUCGUCCUCGGCUACACAACAAUACUUUGGUCAGCCCAGAAUACGCCAGAAGAUACAGGAGUAGCGAGAGUCUUAAUGAAGACUACAGUGCAGGGACUCUCUAUAGUGCUAAUGAACAUAUGGGAAUACUUGAAUUCCAAGACGGGACGGACUCGGAAGAAACACUUGCGCUUGAGGAAAGCAAUCAAAGAUACAGGCGAUCAAAUUCACCCUCAUUCGGCCACCCAUCGUCCAUCGAUAUUCAAUAUUCACCUUCUCCUUUGGAUUUACAAUAUGAAGGCGUUGAGUAUGGUGAUUCAUUUCCUAACACUUUAGGGGGUGCUUCAGCCAUAAUUGAAGAGCACCUGUCUAGCUCGUCUAGAAAUGCCUGUGCAUUGGCAGGUAAAACAUAUAUUGAAUUUGAGCAACUGCUAUACGAUGGUCAAAAUUGUCCCAGAUCCCAAGUAGCACAUGUAUUUUACCAAUUGCUUGUAUUGGCUUCAAUUAAUAAGUUGGAUGUUGUCCAGUCAGAACCAUAUGGUUGUAUCAAAUUUCGAGCACAAUGA
Molecule: messenger RNA, 1743 nt
Organism: Phycomyces blakesleeanus NRRL 1555(-)
Lineage: Eukaryota; Fungi; Mucoromycota; Mucoromycetes; Mucorales; Phycomycetaceae
Exons: 16
Coding region: 1-1743 (580 amino acids)
Molecular function (GO): protein binding
Source: RefSeq, a predicted model, not a curated record